AUGGGUGUCGGCCGGAGAAAGUUGGUUCCAUUCUGGGUCUUAGCCCUGGCCCUGGCCUGCAGCCAACACACAGGCCAGGCCCAACAGGACACUCUGAAAUCUUACCAUGAACACCGCUCUGACUCUUCUCACCCUCAAGGGCAUGUUGGUACCCCGCCUCUGAAGACCAUUCCGGUGGUACGAGCCCUCAACCCAGAACAUACCAGGCGGGUCUGCAGCACAUGGGGCAACUUCCACUACAAGACCUUUGAUGGACAGGUCUUCUACUUCCCUGGUCUCUGCAACUAUGUGUUCUCUGCACACUGUGGGGCUGCCUAUGAGGACUUCAAUAUCCAGCUUCGUCGUAGCCAGGAGUCUAAUUCCGCCACACUGAGCAGGGUCAUUAUGAAGCUGGAUGGCCUAGUUGUUGAGCUGACCAAGAGUUCUGUCCUAGUCAAUAAUCACCCGGUCCAGCUGCCCUUCAGCCAGUCUGGGGUCCUCAUUGAGAUCAGCAAUGGCUACCUGAAGGUGGUGGCUAGGCUGGGGCUGCUCUUCAUGUGGAAUGACGAUGACAGUCUUCUGCUGGAGUUGGACACCAAAUAUACCAACAAGACUUGUGGUCUCUGUGGAGACUUCAAUGGGAGUCCAAUAUCCAGCGAGUUCCUUUCCCACAAUGUUAGGCUGACACCCCUUGAGUUUGGGAACCUUCAGAAGAUGGAUGGCCCUACAGAACAGUGCCAGGACCCCCUCCCUGUGCCCCAGAAGAACUGCUCCACCAGAUCUGGAGUCUGUGAAAAGAUCCUGAAAGGUGAGCUGUUCUCAGACUGUGCAGCCCUGGUGGACAUCAACAGCUACCUGGAGGCUUGCCAGCAGGACCUCUGUCUCUGUGAGAGCUUGGAUCCAUCUGACUGCAUCUGCCAUACUCUGGCUGAAUAUUCCCGGCAGUGUGCACAUGCUGGAGGACAGCCCCAGGACUGGCGGGGUCCCAACCUCUGCUCCCAGACGUGUCCCCUCAACAUGCAACACAAGGAAUGUGGCUCACCCUGUGUGGACACCUGCUCCAAUCCCCAGCAUUCCCAGGUCUGUGAGGACCACUGUGUUGCUGGCUGCUUCUGUCCUGAGGGUAUGGUGCUUGAUGACAUCAACCAGACAGGCUGUGUCCCCGUGUCCCAGUGUGCCUGCCUGUACAAUGGGACAUUUUAUGCACCUGGUACCAGUUACUCUACUGACUGCACCAACACAUGCUCGGGAGGUCAGUGGAGCUGCCAGGAAGUCCCAUGCUCUGGCUCCUGCUCCGUAAUGGGAGGCUCCCACAUCUCCACAUUUGAUGAAAGGCAGUACACAGUACAUGGGGACUGCAGCUACGUGCUGAGCAAGCCCUGUGACAGUAAUGCCUUCACUGUGCUGGCUGAGCUGCGGAAGUGUGGAUUGACUGAAAGCGAGACUUGUCUGAAGACUGUGACAUUGAACUUGGAUAGGGGGAAGACGGUGGUCAUGGUGAAAGCCACUGGAGAGGUCUUUGUGAACCAGAUCUAUACCCAGUUGCCAGUGUCUACAGCCAAUGUUACCUUCUUCCGGCCUUCAACCUUUUUCAUCAUUGGUGAGACCAACCUGGGUUUACAGCUUGAGAUUCAGCUGAUUCCCAUUAUGCAAACGUCUGUGCGUCUGACACCUGAGUUCAGGGGGCUAACCUGCGGGCUCUGUGGUAACUUCAACAGUAUGCAGGCUGAUGACUUCCAGACCAUGAGUGGUGUUGUGGAAGGCACAGCAGCUGCUUUCUUCAACACCUUCAAGACUCAAGCGGCUUGUCCCAAUGUCAAGAAUAUCUUUGAGGACCCCUGCUCGCUCAGUGUGGAGAAUGAAAAGUAUGCUCAGCACUGGUGUUCUCGGCUGACUGAUGCCAGUGGCCCAUUUUCCCAGUGCCAUGCCACCGUGAACCCCAGCACCUUCUUCUCGAACUGCAUGUUUGACACGUGCAACUGUGAGAAGAGCGAGGACUGCAUGUGUGCGGCCCUGUCCUCCUAUGUGCGUGCCUGUGCUGCCAAAGGCGUGCUGCUCAGUGACUGGAGGGAUGGCAUCUGCACAAAGCCUACAAUUACCUGUCCAAAGUCAAUGACUUAUCAAUACCAUAUCAGCACCUGCCAGCCCACCUGCCGUGCUCUGAAUGAGGAAGAUGUCACCUGCCAUGUCAACUUCAUCCCUGUAGAUGGCUGCACCUGCCCCAAAGGCACCUUCUUAGACGAUUCGGGCAAAUGUGUACAGGCUACUAGCUGUCCUUGCUAUUACAAGGGAUCCACAGUUCCCAAUGGCGAGUCUGUGCAUGACAAUGGGGCCAUUUGCACCUGCACCCAAGGAGCACUGACUUGUAUCGGAGGUCCUGCCCCGACUCCAGUGUGUGACGCACCCAUGAUCUAUUUUGACUGUCGCAAUGCCACACCUGGUGACACUGGAGCUGGAUGUCAGAAGAGCUGUCACACCCUAGACAUGACCUGCUACAGCUCCGAGUGUGUGCCUGGCUGUGUGUGCCCGAAUGGGCUGGUGGCAGAUGGCAGUGGAGGCUGUGUUGUUGCUGAGGACUGUCCUUGUGUGCACAAUGAGGCCACCUACAGGCCCGGGGAGACCAUCCAAGUGGGCUGCAACAACUGCACCUGUGAGAACAGGAUGUGGCAAUGCACAGAAAAACCUUGCCUGGCCACCUGUGCUGUGUAUGGGGAUGGCCACUACAUCACUUUUGAUGGGCAGCGCUACAGUUUCAAUGGGGACUGCGAGUACACACUGUUGCAGGACAACUAUGGUGGGAACGGCAGUUCCCAGGAUGCCUUUCGUGUUGUCACUGAGAACAUCCCCUGUGGUACUACAGGAACCACCUGCUCCAAGGGCAUCAAGAUCUUCCUGGGGAACUAUGAGCUGAAGUUGAGCGACAGCAAGAUGGAGGUGGUCCAGAGGGAUGAGGGGCAGGAGCCCCCCUACUUCGUCCACCAGAUGGGCAACUACCUGGUGGUGGAAACCGACAUUGGCCUGGUGCUCUUGUGGGACAAAAAGACCAGCAUCUUUCUCAGACUCAGUCCUGAGUUCAAGGGCAAGGUCUCUGGCCUGUGUGGGAACUUUGACGACAAUGCCAUCAAUGACUUCACCACACGCAGCCAGUCUGUGGUCAGUGAUAUGCUAGAGUUUGGAAAUAGCUGGAAGUUGUCUCCAUCCUGCCCGGAUGUCCUGGUGUCCAAGGACCCCUGCACUGCCAACCCUUACCGAAAGUCCUGGGCCCAGAAGCAAUGCAGCAUCAUCAACAGUGCAACCUUCUCUGCCUGCCAUGCUCAUGUGGAGCCGGCCAAGUACUAUGAAGCUUGUGUGAGUGAUGCCUGUGCCUGUGACUCAGGAGGUGACUGCGAGUGUUUCUGCACUGCUGUGGCCGCCUAUGCCCAGGCCUGCCAUGAAGUGGGAGUGUGUGUGUCCUGGAGGACACCAGACAUCUGCCCACUGUUCUGUGACUACUACAACCCAGAGGGUCAGUGUGAGUGGCACUACCAGCCGUGUGGUGCCCCCUGCAUGCGCACCUGCCAGAAUCCUACUGGACAGUGCCUACAAGAUCUUCGUGGUCUGGAAGGCUGCUACCCCAAGUGCCCACCAACAGCCCCCAUCUUUGAUGAGGGCACGAUGCAGUGUGUAUCCAACUGUACAGUCACCCCCUCACCUCUUCCGCCACAUCCCUGCCGCAUCAAUGGAAAGUUGUACUGGCCAGGUGCAUCAGUACCUUCAGACAAAAACUGUUAUUCUUGCAUUUGUACGGAGAGUGGUGUGCACUGUACCUAUGAUGCUGGUGCCUGUGUCUGUACCUACAACGGGCAACAAUUCCAUCCUGGGGACAUCAUCUACCACACAACAGAUGGCAUGGGAGGCUGUAUCUCUGCACACUGCAGGGACAAUGGUACCAUCGAGAGGAGUGUUGACACCUGCAGUCCCACCACUCCCACACCCCCCACCACUUUCUCCUUCUCCACACCGCUUGUCAUGACCUCAAUGCGACCUUCCAGCACACACUCCAGCCCUACUCCGAGUGUAGCAUACCCAGGGUCCCCAAGCAAGGCUGCGUCGACAACCAGCAGCAUAUUGUCUGUGAAGACCCCUGUCACAGCCCCUAUCUUGACCACAUCUACUUCGGCCUUCACCGUAACCACAUCAGGUUGCCAAGAGGAGUGCCUCUGGUCUCCCUGGAUGGAUGUCAGCCGUCCUGGACGUGGCAUUGACAGCGGUGAUUUUGACACUCUGGAGAACCUCCGUGCCCAUGGCUACCAGAUAUGCCAAGUGCCAAGAGCAGUGGAGUGCCGUGCUGAGGGUAGCCCUGAGGUGCCUCUUCAUGCACUGCAGCAGCAUGUGGAGUGUAGCACAACUGUAGGGCUAAUCUGUUACAACAGUGAUCAGGUGUCAGGGCUCUGUGACAACUACCAGAUCAAAGUCCAGUGCUGUACCCCCGUCAACUGUCCAACCUCCAGUGGUCCUACCCAGACCACCCAUCUGAUAGUCUCCAGGACAACUACCAUGGGGGACACAACCUCCACGGUCCCUGUCACCUCAACUGAGCACACAUACAGCGCAGCUACCUCAGGUCCUUCUACCCAUAUCCCAGGUCCUCCACCCUCUUCCUCAGUACCUUCUUCAUCUGCUCCAGCUCCAUCUCCUCCUGCCCCAGUCAGUUCUACCACUGUUAAAACAACUCUGCCCACCACUAGCCCAACAUCAGAGUCAACUUCAGCCACAUCAUCUGUAUCCCUCUCAACCUCAGGGUCCACCAUGGCCUCCUUUGAGACAACUCAUGUGUGCAAACAGGAGCUUUGCAACUGGACCAGUUGGAUAGAUGGCAGCUACCCUGGGGCUGACAGAGACAGUGGAGAUUUUGACACCUUUCAAAACCUGAGAUCCAAAGGAUACAAGUUCUGUGAGAAGCCACGAAAUGUUGAGUGCAGGGCUCAGUUCUUUCCUAACACACCACUGGAGGAGCUGGGGCAGGAUGUGACCUGCAACCGAGAGGAGGGUUUGGUCUGUUUGAACAAGAACCAGCUGCCACCCAUUUGCUACAACUAUGAGAUCCGGAUAGAGUGCUGCACAGCGGUAAACAACUGUUCUCCAACUUCAGCUACCACACAUCCGCCAUCACAUGGAGUCAGCACGGAAACAAAGACCAACUGGACCACAACGAUGUAUUCCUCUUCCACCAAGGACACCAGUAGUCACUCAGCAACCACAGACACAAAGACUUGGGUCUCAGGUAGUCCACACACAACCACUCAACCAGUGACCACCCACUGCCAGCCGCAGUGCAACUGGACCAAGUGGUUUGACAUUGACUUCCCGGUGCCUGAAAGUACAACAUCCACUCCUAAACUGACCUCCAGCCAGCCAGCCAGCACAGUGUCCACCAGGGACACCAGCACCAGCUCUAGGCAGACAGCCAGCAGCACCUCAACACUCCAUACCAGCUCACCCUCCAGAGGAAAAGUAAGCACCACGCUCAAAACCCAAAGCAGCUCAACACCUAUAGGAGAAGCCAGCACUGUUUCUACCAGGGGCACCAGCACCAGCUCUGGGCAGACAGACCACACAACAUUCACAGGGAAAACCAGCACUCUCUCUGUUCCUGGAACCAGCACCACCUCGGUUGCUACCAGCACCACAGGUCCCAGGACUCAUUCUCAGGUAACUCAUUCCCCAGUGACCACCCACUGCCAGCCGCAAUGCAACUGGACCAAGUGGUUUGACAUUGACUUCCCGGUGCCUGGUCCACAUGGAGGGGACCUGGAAACCUACAACAACAUUGAGAGGAGUGGAGAGAGACUCUGUCACCGGCCAGAGGAGAUCACACAGUUGCAAUGCAGGGCUGUGGACCAUCCUAAGAUAGAUCUGGAGGAUCUGGGUCAGGUGGUGCAGUGCGACCCCAGUGUGGGCCUGGUGUGUCACAACAGGGACCAGCAGGGUGACUCUAGGAUGUGCCUCAACUAUGAGGUGCGAGUGCUGUGCUGUCACGUUCCUGAAGACUGCCUCAGGACUGAUCGGACUCCUCCUGUGACAUUAUCCCAUAAGCCUUCAUUUCCAGUUGUGUCACCAUCAUCUGUGUCCCCAUCCUCAUUGACCAGCCCUAGGGUUCGCUCUACCACCCCUUGCUUCUGCAGCGUGUCAGGCCAGUUAUACCCUUUGGGAUCCAUCAUCUACAACCAGAGAGACCUUGAUGGCCACUGUUACUAUGCACUGUGCAGCCAGGAUUGUCAGGUGGUCAGAGGGGUUAGUCAAGACUGCCCCUCCACCAUGCCAUCCCCCACACCAACUCUGUCUACAUCUACCACUCCACCCGUCCAUGAGCGGAAUCGGUGCAAUGUGUUUCCUCCAAGACUGAAAGGGGAGACCUGGCCCAUGCCGAAUUGUUCCCAAGCCAGAUGUGAGGGCAACAAUGUCGUCUCCCUGAGCCCACGCCAGUGCCCAGAGCUGAAGGAACCAUUUUGUGCCAAUGGCUACCCACCUCUGAAGGUGGAUGACCAGGAUGGUUGCUGCCAGCACUAUCAGUGCCAGUGUGUUUGCAGCGGCUGGGGUGACCCCCACUACAUCACAUUUGAUGGCACCUAUUACACUUUCCUGGAUAACUGCACAUACGUGCUGGUGCAGCAGAUCGUGCCUGUGUUUGGAUACUUCCGUGUGCUCAUUGACAACUACUUCUGUGACCUGGGAGACAGUGUUUCCUGCCCGCAGUCCAUCAUUGUCGAGUACCAUCAGGACCAUGUGGUGCUGACCCGCAGGCCAGUUAGCGGGGUCAUGACCAACCAGAUCAUCUUCAACAACAAGGUAGUCAAUCCUGGCUUCCAGCAGAAUGGCAUUGUCGUCUCCCGUGUGGGUGUCAAGAUGUAUGUUACCAUCCAAGAGAUUGGUGUCCGGGUCAUGUUUUCGGGUCUCAUCUUCUCAGUCGAGGUGCCCUUCAACUUGUUUGCCAACAACACUGAGGGCCAAUGCGGCACUUGCACCAAUGACAAAAAGGAUGAAUGCCGCCUGCCUGGAGGUUCCAUAGCCUCCUCUUGUUCUGAGAUGUCUCACCACUGGAAGGUACCCAACCAGCCUUCCUGCCAAGGGCCUCCACCAACUCCAACUUCAGUGGUACCCAAGCCUUCACCCACUCCAUGCUCAUCAUCGCCGCUCUGUGAGCUCAUCUUAAGCGACGUCUUCAAGCUCUGUCAUGACGUCAUUGCCCCGCUGCAGUUUUAUGAAGGCUGCUUAUUUGACUACUGCCACAUGCUGGACUUGGAGGUGGUAUGCUCAGGCCUAGAGCUCUAUGCAGCACUCUGUGCAGCCCAGGGCGUGUGCAUCUCCUGGAGAAGCUAUACCAACAACACCUGUCCAUUCACGUGCCCUGAUAACAAAGUAUACCAGCCUUGUGGCCCAUCCAACCCUCACUACUGCUACCGGGAUGAUGACAUCAGCCCAAGCUUGACCCUUCAAGAGGCUGGUUCUAAGACAGAGGGCUGCUUCUGUCCAGACAGCACAACCCUUUUCAGUACCAAUGACUCAAUCUGUGUGCCUUCCUGCCAAUGGUGUCUGGGGCCUCAUGGGGAACCUGUGGAGCCGGGCCACACCAUCAGCAUCGACUGCCAGGACUGCAUCUGUAAGGAUGCCACGCUGACCUGCCGAAGGAAGUCCUGCCCCCAGCCUACCUGCUCAGAGACUGGCUUUGUGUCGGUGACUGUAGCCCUGGAGGCUGGCCAGUGUUGUCCCCAGUUCAGCUGUGUCUGCAACUCCAGCCACUGCCCUCCACCUCUGCACUGCCCGAAGAAUUCUAGCCUGAUCGUCACAUAUGAGGAGGGAGCUUGCUGCCCAAGCCAGAACUGCAGCCGUCAGAAGGGCUGUGAAGUCAACGGGACUCUUUACCAGCCUGGCGACAUGGUCUCCUCCAGCCUGUGUGAAAGAUGCCUGUGUGAGGUUUCCAGCAAUUCCCUUUCUGAUGUCUUUGUGGUCAACUGUGAGACCGAGCUCUGUAACACCCAGUGCCCUAAGGGCUUUGAGUACCAGGCCACACCAGGACAGUGCUGUGGCCAGUGUAUACAGAAGACCUGCCCCUUUAAAAACAGCAGCAACUCUACCUACUUCUACCGGCCUGGUGAGUUAUGGUCAGAACCUGGGAACCCAUGUGUGACUCAUAAGUGUGAGAAGUUCCAAGAUGCACUCAUAGUUGUGACAAUGAAGACAGAAUGCCCCAAGAUCAACUGUCCAAAGGGCCAGGCUCAGCUGAGAGAAGAUGGAUGCUGCUAUGAUUGUCCCCAGCAGAAAUGUACAGUGCACCAAAGACAGCAGAUCAUCCAUCAGCAAAACUGCAGCUCUGAGGGCCCAGUGAGCAUCUCCUACUGCCAGGGCAACUGCGGGGACAGCACCUCCAUGUACUCCCUGGAGGCCAACACAGUGGAGCACACGUGUGAGUGCUGCCAGGAGCUGCAAACUUCACAGAGGAAUGUGACUCUUCACUGUGAUGACGGCUCCAGUCGGACCUUCAGCUACACCCAGGUCGAGAAGUGUGGCUGUCUGAGCCAGCAGUGCCAUGCUCCAGGGGACACAAGCCACACAGAGUCCUCAGAAUAA
Molecule: messenger RNA, 8586 nt
Organism: Grammomys surdaster
Lineage: Eukaryota; Metazoa; Chordata; Mammalia; Rodentia; Muridae
Gene: Muc5ac
Product: mucin 5AC, oligomeric mucus/gel-forming
Exons: 50
Coding region: 1-8586 (2861 amino acids)
Cellular component (GO): extracellular matrix
Molecular function (GO): protein binding
Source: RefSeq, a predicted model, not a curated record